Morus notabilis is the source of this 2107-nucleotide messenger RNA. RefSeq names its product BTB/POZ domain-containing protein At3g09030. Gene Ontology annotation, biological process: protein homooligomerization. Gene Ontology annotation, molecular function: protein binding. Bases 17 to 1492 code for a protein of 491 amino acids. The transcript is spliced from 2 exons. NCBI's taxonomy places the organism in Eukaryota, Viridiplantae, Streptophyta, Magnoliopsida, Rosales, Moraceae. The record is from RefSeq and is a predicted model, not a curated record.
AGACGAGACAAAAGAAAUGAAAGUAUCGUUGAAAUUCCACCUCCCUCUCUCUCAUCUGUCUUCACAUCCAUUAAUGGAGGAUCCAAACCCCCAAACUGCUUCUACCAACGCCCGAAUGAAGCUCAACGUCGGCGGCAAACUCUUCGAGACCACCGUCUCCACCCUCCACUCCGGCGGCCCCGACUCCCUCCUAUCCGCCCUCUCUAACCGCCCCACCGGCGACGCCAACUCCAUCUUCAUCGACCGCGAUCCAGAAAUCUUCUCCGUCCUCCUCUCUCUCCUCCGCUCCAAUCGCCUCCCUUCCACCGCCCGCCGAUUCUCCAAGCAGGAGCUCGCCGACGAAGCCCUCUACUACGGAAUCGAGUCCCGCCUCAAGUCCGCCGUUUCGCCUCCUUCGCUCUGCGGCAUCGACGCCUCUAUCGUCGCCACCAUCCGACCGACCUCCGACGGAUUCGUCUCCGCUUUCACCUCCGGCGACGGCGACGGAUCCGUCUGGAUCGCCCACGGUGGCCAGAUUUCGAGCUACGACUGGAAUUUGCUCCACACCGGCACUGUCCGUACGCAUCUAGAGGAGAUCACCUCGAUUUGCCGAGUGUACUCGGAACUCGCAGCCCUAGGCUCCGAUUCCGCCGCCGGUCUCCAUUUCUACGAUUUCUCCGGCAAUCGCAACGUCGGAUCGGUGCACUGGAGAGAUCCGUCCGAUCCUCGGAUCUUCAAAGCGCGAGUGAGCGCGAUCGCCGAUUCGACCGAUUCCGUCUUCGCCGCGUUUUAUUGCCCUCACAAGGAGAAUUCCAUUCUCGUAAUUGACAAGUCCACGCUCCAAGUUCAAUCCGAGCUCGGCCGGUACACCGGUGGCUCAGCGAAGAAUCUAGUCCCCGGCAAGCUUACGUGGCUGCCGGAGACCGGAUUGCUCUUCGGAAGCUCCAUUACUUGCGGAGCGUUCGGAUUCUCAGGGUACAUUAGGUUGUGGGACCCGAGGUCCGGUAAGGUGGUUUGGGAGAUGAACGAGCCGGGAUCCGGACGUAGCGGCAGGUUUGGAGACCCGUUUUCCGCCGUAGACGUUGACGCUGAAGAAUCGAGCAUCUUCAAGGUCUGCUCGAAGUCCGGAGACUUGGGAAUGGCGGAUUUACGCAAUUUGGGCGACGACCCGUGGGUUUACUUGCAAGAGAGCAAUCCGAGCUUGAGGGUUACUGGCGGAGUUGGUGGAUAUAGUGUGAUUCACUGUUACAAGAAGCAAGUUUUUGUGGGGAGAGAUGGUAGUUUGGAGGUUUGGUCAAGAGUGGAAAAUGGGAAAGUUGAGAGGGAGAAAGAAAAUGGGGUUUGUGAGGGAUUGUAUAGGAGGAACUUUGUGGAUAGAUUGGAGGAUUCUGAGAGAGGGAUUAUAGAGAAGAUUGAAGGUGGGGGUGACAGAUUGUUUGUUUGUAGAAGAGAAUCUGAAGGGAUUGAAGUUUGGGAAAGCUCGAAUUCUUCCACUGUUGUUUCAGUUUUGUGAUGCUUGAAUGAAAACUUCAACUUCCAAGUUUGUUGGUGUUAAUUGAUUUGACACUCUUGUGAAUAUUUCAGAUCAGCAGAAUAGAAGUUCAUUUCUUUUUUUUGUUCUUUCAUUUUGAACUUUUUUUUCCCCAUAUUGGAGAUUGCUAUUUGAGGUUGCAGAUGAUCUGGUGUUAGGUUUGACAGUGAUGGAGCUUUAGCUUCGAUAAGCGAGAUAUGUUCCACGUUGGCUUGUUCGACUGCCUUCAUACUUGAUCAAAAUCGGCUGAGGAUCGAUCUUGCGAUUGGGAAUCGAUCCCAAGGUUAGACCUGUGUCAUUAUGGUGUACGACAUUUUUAUGCAGACAUAAAUGUACACUAUAAACUUUAUGGAAUUUGGAAUUUUCCCUCUUGCUGCCAAUGUUUAUUUUUUUGGUCUGGUAAUCCUGGAGAGUUCAUGUCUGGAAAACGAAGUGCAAAAAAUGAGAUUUUGAACACAAUUAUUUUAUCAAAUAGGAUCAUUUUGUAGCUUUCUAUUGUACCUACAUGGUUUUCUUUAUAACUUUGUAAGUUGUAGUCAUUUCAGUGUUGAGAACUUUGUUUCAAACAAUAAUUUUAGGAGCAAUCAGAUUCCAUCC